Molecule: messenger RNA, 11237 nt
Organism: Diabrotica virgifera virgifera (western corn rootworm)
Lineage: Eukaryota; Metazoa; Arthropoda; Insecta; Coleoptera; Chrysomelidae
Product: elongation of very long chain fatty acids protein 6
Exons: 2
Coding region: 587-1453 (288 amino acids)
Biological process (GO): fatty acid elongation, polyunsaturated fatty acid; fatty acid elongation, monounsaturated fatty acid; sphingolipid biosynthetic process
Cellular component (GO): endoplasmic reticulum membrane
Molecular function (GO): fatty acid elongase activity
Source: RefSeq, a predicted model, not a curated record
GCCGUAACUAUAAAUACGAUAAGGCAAGAAGUAUUUUCGAUAGAUAACAAGUAUUUUGAAUUGAUUACAGAUAUCUGUAUUUCCCAAAAAAUUCAAAAUACUGAUAAAAGAGUGAGUUUUAAGCUAACGUAGAUGGAUAAGAGACGGUAUUUCAAACAGAAGAAGAAAGUGACAUAAUGGCAUUAAAUAAAACUAAUUUCAGGUGAAACUUCCGUAUUUGAUAAUGAAAUUGUAAGUAAAAUACAGAAAUAAGCAUAAAAAUAAAAUUAUCAGUGUAAUUAUACGUUCCUAUCACUAAAUAUAUUUUAAUUUUAAUUUACCGCGGGCCAGCAGUGAAACGCAGGCGCAAGUAUACGUCGAAAAAUAACUUACUAUUUAUUUAGCGUGUGGUCCAGUUUGGGCGUACUUACAUGAGUAAAAUCGCUUGCUAACGGUGCUGCGCUGAUGAGAUUCCAGCUAAUAGCGCACGUAUAGGUAGGUGAUAAUAAGUGUUGUGAAAAAUUCAAGUAAAUUUCUAAUCCGCUAAUAAAGUGUGCCGGUACCGGUCAUUACCAGAUAGUGAGAGUGUCAAUCAUCAACAAACACCAUGAAGGAAUACACACAAGUUACAAUGCCAAACUAUUCGUAUAUGUUCAAUUUCGAGUCUGAUUUCAUUCAUCAAAAGAGCCGCACGUGGAUGCAAGACAACUGGACCUCAGGCUUCUGGGCUGUGGGCGUUUACAUGGUGCUCAUCUUCGGAGGACAAUAUUUGAUGCAGAAUCGGCCUAGAUUCGAACUGAGAGGUCUUUUGAUUAUAUGGAAUACUCUCUUAGCCACUUUUAGUAUAAUGGGUGCCUUUAGGACUCUACCAGAGUUUAUCUACACAUUGACUCAUCAUGGUUUGUACCAUUCUGUAUGCAUUCCUUCCUUCAUUGAAAACGAUAGGGUGUCAGGCUUCUGGACUUUUAUGUUUGUACUUAGUAAACUGCCAGAACUGGGUGAUACUAUAUUUAUAGUUCUUCGUAAACAGCCCCUUAUCUUCCUUCAUUGGUAUCACCACAUCACUGUGCUUUUAUACUCUUGGUUUAGCUACACCGAGUAUACAGCCAGUGCUAGAUGGUUUAUCGUUAUGAAUUAUUGUGUCCAUUCUGUGAUGUACUCGUACUAUGCCCUAAAAGCUAUGAGAUACAACCCUCCGAAGCAAAUUGCCAUGCUUAUUACUUCACUCCAGUUACUUCAGAUGUUGAUAGGUUGUGCUGUUAACUUAUGGGCUAGACAGUUACUCCAAAACCAAGCGGAAUGCCAUAUUACACCGUUCAAUAUCAAGUUGUCAAUUACCAUGUACUUCAGUUACUUUGUGUUGUUCGGAAGAUUCUUCUACAAGGCGUACAUGUCAGGAGAGAAGAAAUGGGGCAAAGCUAAGAACGCUCCAGUUACCGCAGAGUAUCCACUAUUAAAAUCUAAGGUGCAGUAGGUUUUUUAAAUUAAUGAUACAUUCCAAAAAUUGCAAACAUUCUAUUGUAGUGCUAUUUUACAUCAGUUUCUUUUUUUAGAGCAUUGAAAAUGUUGACUCCAUAGUAUGCUUAAUUUAAGCUAAACGAAUUACAGGAUAUGUCAUACAUAUUUGCAAAUUCUCUAUCUUUUAGCAAAUUCAUAUUUUCUUUUUAUCUUUACUCAAAAAUGUUUUUUAACUAAGACAUGUACAUUUUACAAAACAUUUAUUAUUGUUUUUGUCUUGUUUCCUACCAUAUUUUUUAAAAUCAAACAUGACUUUGAAUUUUAACAUUUAAUAUUUUGUCAGUAAUAAUUAUUGUGUUCAAUAUUUUAUCAUCAAAUGUUUUUGUUUAGUCAAGCUGAAUCAUAUUUUAGAUAAUUUUAAAAAAAGUAUGAUUCAAACAUUUUACCAAGAAAGAGUAAGGUUUGCAGGCAAACCUAAUUAUGAUUUUUUUUAAAUUAUCUGAUAUUUAAGUUGUAAGAAUGUGGAUGAAAUGAAGCUGGUUUUCCUAUGGUUGUACCCAAUUAUUUAUUUUAUUUUAAACUUUUCAUUUAAAAUAAAGAUAUGACUUGAAUAUUUUUUAGAAUUCCACAAAAAAUAUACUCUGUGUAUUUUUAUAAUAUACCUAAUUCAUAGAGUUUGAUAGAUUUUUGUAGACAAUUUUCUGCUCCUACUAGCUGUCAUUCUGCUCUUCUAUCCAUUGCAUUUAUAUUGCUUAUCACCUUUUCUUUAUUUCUGUGUUUAGUUUAUCAAAUUCUUAUUAGUAUAUAGCUGUCAAAGUUCUUCACCUUCACUGUUUCUAAUAAAAUAUUACCAAUAAUAGAAUUCUGUGAUAAUUCAUUUCCAAAUUUAUUGGUGGCAGAACCUUCUUUGUGAAAUUUAUUUCUGAUGUUUUGACACCUUUACUGCAUUUAGAGAUAUUUAUAAACUUACGUUAAGUGAGUUACGAGGCAUAUAUGUCCUGUAGUGAACAUUUGCCACAGUGCAUUACGACAGUCGCCACAGCCAACUGUUAGUGCAAUACAAGGUCUAUUUGUCUUGUAAAGCAGCCAAGGGGAACAGAAUUUAUAAUUUUACAUAUUUAUAAUAUCCUAUAUUAUACCAUUCUUAUGUUUUCUCCUUAUUUACUACUAUUGGAGGCUUUGUCAAAUGGUAUAUACCUAUGUGGUUUAAAGGAUUAUCUAUUAUAAUAAGACCACAACAUGACAUAUCCUUGAUUUUGCAGUAGUUGUUUAACUCAACACACGAAGUAGAUUUUAAAACUAUUUAAUAGUUAAAAUCAUUAUAGUUACCAGAUGAAACUGAUCUAUGUUUGACGAAUAUUUUCAAAUGGUCAGAGCGAGAAAUAAUAACAAGGUAAUGUGCAUAUUGAAUCUCAACUAGAGUUUGGUGCUUUUAAAAAAAGAGUAAAAAUCUGAUCAACAGUAUAAACUUGUCCAGUGUAUAUUAGUUUUUAACGAUGAUAGGAGAUGAUAUAAGUAUUUAUUUUUAUUUUUAGAGCUUUUGGUCACUAAAAUUUAAGCAUUGAAAUGGUAUUUGGUAUUACAGUGGAACCUGCUUAAUUCGAACUUCCAUAAUUCGAAAUCUUCUUUAAUUUGAAUUUUUAUUCUGGUCCCUAGCAUUUCCUAUAUAAGUAAUGGUAAAAAGUCGUGAAUAAUUCGAAUUAUAUUUUGGAUAAUUCGAACUUUUCUGCUAUCUUUUCUGAAUAUCUUAGAAUCUUUUGUCACUACUGAGAAGCUAAAUUCUAAAAAGCAGCUAAAAAUUUCGGAUCUCUUUGGAAAAAAAUAAAGUCUGUCUUUUUUAUAGCUUGCAAAUGUUUUAAUUGGUAUUUUCGGCCGAAUUUUGUUAGCCAAUUUUUUUAGGUUGACAAAACUCGGGCAAGAAUAGGAACAAAAACAUCUCCAAGCCAUAAAAAUGAUCAACUACUGUUUUUUUUUUGCUGAUAAACUACUGAUAUUUAUCAUUUCCAGAUGUUUUUGUAGGUAAUCCUUGUUUUUGUAGAUUUAUUUUUUAAUUCGAAUUUUUGGAUAAUUCGAAUUUUUUUAAUGGUCCCCUGAGAUUCGAAUUAUCCAAGUUUCACUGUAUUAUGUACAGUAGAACCCCGAUUAUCCGUGCUCGGAUUAAAAGCACGGAUUAUAAUCCGAACAUUUUUUCUUAUAAUACACAUUUAUGUACAUAACAUACAUACAUAUGUAUCUACCAUAAAAAGAUAACAGAAAAAAUAAAUCUUUCAUUAUGAGUCUCCCUCUCUAUGUAUAGAGUUUCUGUCGAGUGAUUUACGGUGACACUAUUUUGUUAAAACCUCAAAAAUACAACUUUAGUAAUAGAAAAUAAUAGUACAGAUAAUCUGCAGCCUGGAUAAUUCUCACACGGAUAAUCAGGGUUCUACUGUAUUUAUGAUCUAUUAUUCCACUACGUUUUGUCACCAUAUCAUCAUUUGACAAAUUUUUUAGCUCUAUUGAGUUUUAAAAUAUACCUACUUUUGUUAUAUUUGCUCUCUUUUAUUAAAAAAUAAGACAUUGCUCAGGAUCAUAAAUGUUAAGCAAUAAAUCGUGUCUUACUUUUCCAAACAGAGAAAAGAGUCAGUAAUAUGUAUGCCUAUAUCGUUGCCUUAAUACUAUAACUUGAUAACUCGAAAUUAGUAGUUUUGAGAUAAACGAGUUUAAAGAUUUUAAAGAUAUUUGUGCUGCUACCAUGAUGUUGGUAAAUAUGGAAUUCACUCUGCGGUUUGAAAAUACUGUUCCUUAACUUUUUGGCAACCAAUCUAUUUAGGAAUAUGGUGUAAAUUUGUUUUCCAAUAUGGAAAAAAACAUGAAAAAUUAAAGUUAUCAACUUUUAGCACUACCAUAAUGUUAACAUUUGGUAAUGUCGCAUGUUGUGCUAAGUCGCAUAUAAGUGAACUUUUUAACAUACCUAAUAUUUUAAACAUUAUUUUGUUGAAAAUUAGCCCUCUGCCAUGGGGGUUGCCAGAUCUGCUAACAAUUCUCGAAUUCUUGCAUUAAAAUGAACCGAAUAAACAGAUAGCAAUUAUGUGGUAAGUUCAAUGGUUUCAGAGAAAUAUGUGCUAAAACUAGAUAACUCGAGUUAUCUAGUUAUAGCAUUCAGUGUAUGUCGUAUUCACAAUUAUUUCGAUUAAAUAAUAGCUUGGUAACUUAUCUUGUCAAGUUUUAGCACUGAAUAUUAGUGGCAUUUGAGUUUUAUCAACUUUUGUCAAUCAUAAAUGAAUACUUAACCCGUUUGAAGUGAGCUAUCAAGGUUUUACACAAUAUGGAGGCAAAUAAAAUACAUCUUGUGAACUAGUUAUCUCAAAAACGUCAAUUUUGGAGUUAUCAAGUUAUAGUACUAAGGCGAUGAUAUGUAAUAUAAAUGUCGCUAACAAUCUUAAGUUACUAGAAUAGGUAGAAAUUUCAGCCAAUACAAACGAGGAAGUAAUUCACAACUAUUAUCAAUGACGCUCAGUGGAGAGAUAAGUCUGGAAGUUGGUUAUUUGCUGUUCUAUAUUGUUGAUAGAUUGAGAAUUACAAAUGAAUAAAAAUAGAAAAUAAUACAAAAUAUUCGCCUUCGGAUUUCCAUAGAUUCCUAAAGGAGAAAUAUUAACACAUUGACGAACAGUGCGUAAAAUGUAUAAGCAAGUGUUGUGACACUAAUAUGUAUUUUGCACAGUAGAAUAGGAAAAUUUUUGAAUUUCUUUUAGCACAUGGAUAUAGUUUGUGGAAACAAUGAGUUUUUUAACAUCUUUGUAAACAUGUGGACAAUGACCAUGGACAUCAUGUCACAUUUCAUAUAUAUCUGUAGAUGUAAUGUGUCAAAAAACCAGUAGAUUUAUUUAAAAAUAACUCGUUUUUUUAAAUGUCUAUAGAUAUUGUGUCAUAUUACUUCAAUGAAAAUUAGAUGUCUAUAGACGUUCUGUCCGUCAAUGUGUUAAAGGCAACAGUUAUAAGAAAAGUAAAAAAUCUGCUAUAUAUCUCAAUUUAAAAAAAGGGAUUGUAGGAAAAAAGAGAAAUCUAAUAGGCUAUUUUGUACAUGAAUGGCAAUCUCAUGAUACUGUUUUAGUAGUAUAGAAAUACUUACUAGAAUUUUUUCAUAUACAAAUAUGUUACUGUUAAAACUACAAGACUAGAGCAGGCUACAAAGAGAAGUAGUUGAAUUUGUUAUAAAUAUAUAGUUCAAAAUACAUAGACUUCUGAUAAAAUUAUAGUAAAUUACAUUGCCAAAUAUGCUUCAAAUAGCCACUGCCUCCAUGAAAAUGUGCCAAAGUCUAUUGUCAAAAAAAUUUUAUUUUCCAAACUUUUAAAAUGUUGCUGAGUUACCAAAUUUGUUAUUAUCUUUCCUCAACUUGUUUGGUACCAAUUAAGUUCUAUCGCAGUUGUCUUUAAGAAGGAUAUACAUAUAAUUUAUGAAAUUAUUUCUAAUUCCUAAUAGUUUGAUGGUGAUGUAAUGUGGAGUAAUAGAUUUUUAAUUAUUCAAAAUCUGAGAAAACAAGUAUUCUAGUAAAUUUAGUAUAUUGUGGAAGCUCAAAUUGUUGCUUCAUAGGUUACAAUUAUAAAUUCAGCACCACAUUAGGAUGGGAUAUUUAAGCACAAUAUCUAGAUAUUUUGUUUACUUUUAUAUGACGUUUUUGAAAAAAAGAGUGACAGAGAAUGUUUCGGUUUGUAAAUACGAGUUCCAUUAAACACACUGUAAAUUGCAAAAUAGUUUUCUUUAAAUGAAAAAAUGUUGUUUUUAAAUGCAUUUACGUCUGCGCAUUUAAAUGCAUUUACAUGAUACUUAUUAACAACCAGUAUAGAAUACAUAAUUUACUUAGUUGUUCAAAGUUUGCAUUGCUUGAGUUGUUCCACAGUUGGUAAGGUUUACUGAUUUUAUAAGCAAGUAUCAAGAAGGAGAGAAAUAAAGACAGAAGUGUUCAAUAUAUUUUACGGUGUGCUAUUAAAUAAACGUAUUGCCAUUGAAAAGCAUUUUAUUUUGAUUUCAGACAUUUUUACUAACAUAUCGUCGCCUCAAAGCAGGAUAUGUACAUAUCCUACUGUUGCACGAGCAAAUUUUGUGUUUUACUGAAAACAAAACAUGAUAGUGAUCAAAUUCAAUUACAAAAAUUAAAGCUCCUGAUGAAGGGGCACCUUCAAAAAAUAAUUUAUUAUUUGCAGUAUGAUUUUUGAAAAAAAAACUUAAUUCCAUGAAUAAGAAUAUAGAUGAGAUCUUCAAAUUUUAGCGAAUCUUGAUACUUGCUUUAAGUGAAUGAAUCUUUGUGAAAUAACUCAAAAGAAUUUACAAAACAGUUUGAGAUAUUUUAUAAAUACUUAAUAAUAUACCAAUAAGACUAUAUAUUGAAAUGACUCCAUUAUUUGAUAUAUCUGGAAUGGUUUAUAUUCCUCUUUACUGUUGUACUUGUUCGAUAGCUUAUGGCUGAGUUAAAUUAAUGAUAUGGGUAGCUACUGUAAGUGGGCCUUUUUAUACUGAAAUAUUUUAUAAUGUAACUACUAUUCACUUUUUUGAAUGGUUGAUUUUCUUUAAAUACUUUUCAUAAAUCUUUGACAUUAUUACAUUUUGCUGGCCCCUUUUAAACAAAAAAGUCAAAGAGUGUGGAUUAAAUGUGGGAACCAUUGUAUCAUUAUACAAGAAAGACAGUUUUUAAUAUAAUAAAACGAUUUGCAAGUAAUGCUAAAAUACUGAUUAAGCGAAUUACUCAUUUUUGGUUAAUAGAUAUGAAUGCUUUGGUUCAUUAAUUUUAUUAUAGCAUAUUAAUAAACCAAAAUAACAUAUUAUGAUACAUAUGGAAUAUUUUGAUAUUGGAUAUAUAAAAAAUAUGAAAUAUAAACAUUGAUAAGCAAUAUAGGUUUAUCACUUUUCUAACUUACCAUAGUUACAAUAUCAGGGACCUUACAUUGUUAUUUACAUAAUAUAAUAAGUUACUAACUUUUUUUGGAAAUAAAUAUUUUAUUUGCUAUCUUAUCAUAUUUUUAAAACAUUCAUGGUUAAUUUAAACCAUAAAAUUACUAUAAGUCACAACUAUUUGUACAUAGCAGAAAAACUUAAACUGUUUUGUGAUAUAAAAAUGGUCUUCAGAUAGGAAUGUAUGAAGUAAAUAAAAGAUCCUAGUCAUUAGGUUAAAUGCUGUUUAUUUUAAUAUUUAUUUUUCAAAUUUGUUGCAUGUCUUGAAAAAAUCAUACAAGAAAUUUAUGAGCUUAGGAAUUUUGGAACUAUUUUAUAUGAAAACUAUGCAUUAUUCCAAUGUAUAUACUUAAGUAGAACAAGUUAUACAUUAUUGAGCCAUUAUUUUAAUUUUUUGAAUUGUAACAUUUGCAUUUUUAUUCAUUAUUUAUAAAUUGUAAAUUUAACCGCACUUGAACAUUGAAUCGGAAUUAUUGGAAAUGUUUCAAGCACCCCUAUAUUUGUUUACAUUACUUCCACUGCUUAUUGAUUCAAAGUGCAAAUCAGUCUUUUGAGAUAAUUUAUAUUUUUAUUUUUCACUUGCAUAUUAUUUGUUUAUUUUACCUUGGAUAUGGUUACCAUAAACACACUUGUUAUAUCCUAGGGCAUAAUAAGCAGGAGUUAUGGCCUAUAACGCGCUUUUUUUCGGUUUUUGUCUCUGGUACUUUUAACCUUUUGACCCAUGCUUCAAAUGUUUGCUUAACUUAAGGUAAUUAGUGAUGCUAAUAUUCUUACUUACCACUAAAAUCUUCUUUACCAUUGAAUGCUUGGACCAUAAGGAACUCGGAGAAAACGUUUCAGCAAGAUUGCCGAAGUAUUUUCAGGGGGGCGCCAGACGUGAAAAUGUUGCACAUUAUAUUUUGUAUACUUUGGAUAACCAUAUAUAGUUUAAAGCAGCCGAAAAGCUAGGGAGAGCCACGGCCCCCCUGCCCAUGGGUAUGAGAGCCCAUGAAAGUAGGGGAGCAUUGGAUGCUAAAUUUGCAGAUACUAAAGCGUUAUGGGGACCUAUUGCUUUUGGGUUGUAAAAAUUAGGUCCGAAAACCAAAAUAAAUUAAGUUUUCCAUUUUAAUGGGGAGCUUCCAUUUUUCUAUUUAAUUUUCAAUUUCCAAAAAUUGAAAAUAAUUUGAAAAAAUGUCUCAAAUAAAAGUUACUUAUUUUUACGUAAGGAAUUCAAAUCUGCAAUAAAAAAUGGUGGUUCCUAUUUAAGAUUUCAAAGUAACCCCCACCCACCUCCGUGGGGGUCAUGUUUGGUACCCUUCGAUAAUUUUUGAAAAAUAUUAAACACAUAUUUUUCAGUCUUUCGAUCUGAUAUCGCGAAAUAUCGCGGGGUUCUUAUUUAAAAUUUUAAAUUCCCUAUAUUUUUCGAUAGUACUUUUUCCAUUGGAUGUGUUGUUAGUGAGGGCAAACUGGUCCAAAAUGACAUAUUUUCAAAAACACUCCCAAAAAACUUUAUUUAUGUGUCUACAAACAUUCAUUUAAGGCCAAAAGGGUUCUGUAGUUCAUGUAUCUUUCUAUUAAGGAGACAAAAAUGUUGUGUUAUUUAUUCAACUACUUCAUCUUUAGACGUUUAUUAAUUAUUAUAAAUUUUGAUUAGAUACACUUUUCCAAGAAAUUAAUACACCACCUUAAAAAUUGGUUAUUUUUAAUGUCUGUAAUUUCCUAAACCUGUUGUCCGAUUUAAAUGAUUUUUUUAACAUGUUAUGUUUAACGUGCUUUAUUUUUAAUAUGCUUUAUUCUUUAAACAAAAUCGCUGUAAUAAUAUUGUUGCUAGACAGGUAAAUUGUCAUUGUGUACCGGGUGUACCAAUCAAACUGAUUUUUUGUCGCGUCACUCUGUGGAAUAUUCUAGCAUUUAUAAAUACUGAAAUUAAAAUCCAACUAUAGCCUCAUGUUUUUUUAACAUUCUGUUUUUUGAUUCAUUUGGUUAUGUUGGAUAAUACAAAAGUUAGGUACUUAAAUAACUAGCCUUGUUUUUCAUCAAUACAGGGUGUUUUCAAAUGUCCGAUAUGCUCGCUAAGAGCGGUUCCAGACCCGUCGGCUGGAGAAAGAGGAGGUGGGUUUAGUCGGUAGGCGGCUCGUGAUAUAGAUAGGGCGGGCCGAAUCCGACACACCUGGGACACCUUCCCAGACGGUCUUAAGAAGAUAUCCACCUCCAAAAAAAAAAAAACAAAAAAAGGGUGUUUUUAAAUAAGUAUGGCAGACUUUAAGGGGUAAUUCUGCAUGAAAAAAUAUCCUAGUUUGCUUUAUAAACGUAUGUCCGCAAAUGCUUCGUUUCCGAGAUAGGGGAUGUUGAAAUUUUUCUUACAAACUGACGAUUUAUUUAUUGCUCUAAAACCGGUUGAGAUAUGCAAAUGAUAUUCGGUGGGGCUUAAAACGUAGUUAUUGCGCAUUUUUUGACAUACAAUUAAGAAUUUUUUGAAAAUGGUUAUUCAUUUUUAAGAAUUUUAUAUUUACCGUUGGCGCGCAUAAGGGUCAUAUUACCCGUAUGCGCGCCAAUGGUGAAUAUUAAAUUCCUGCAAUGGUGUGUUAAUUUCUUGGAGUAGUGUAUUAUAUAUGAAUAAAGAAUUUAUAUUGUAUUGCUCGAAUUAACCCUAAAUAAAGUUGAAGGCUGACAUAAAAUAGUUCCAGUUUUUAAGUGCAUAUUAUUCCUAUUUUUUUUUUGUUGUUUUUGUGAAGAACAGUGUUUUUGUGCAAGGUCAUAUACAUAUAUACACACAAAAGCUUUUACAAAAAUAAUAAAGUACAUUGUUCUGGGUAAUUACAAGUAUCACAUAAACCUUGUUAAAGUUGUUUUAGAAUUUUAGAAAAGAAUAUAAGUAGCAGUGUGAUAUUUAUAUUAAAAGUUUCUUUACAUAUUAGAAGAAUUCAUUACUAAACAUUUAAAAGACCUAUUUGAUUACUUCGAAUUAACUACAAAAGGCUUUGCACCUUUAUUUUAUUUCAUCAAUUCAAUAUCAAAUAGGCCUGGGUCCCGCGUACCAAAAAAGAGUUUAUUAAUGGCAAGCUGAAAAUUUGUUAAUACCUAAACGAUGUCUAGUCGGACAAACUUUGAUGUACGGAACAGGAUGUACAAACAGUGGAACAGGGGAAGUUUUAUCUGUAGAACAGGUUACAGGUUCCGAAGGUCAGACUACGGAAAUGUAUUUUGUCAGAAAAAACUUCCAAUUGAUUUUUUACCUUUUCCUUAAACUCUCAUGCAAAAAUCAGACUGCUAUUAUUUAUCACAAACAUAAUUCCUGUCAUUUGACUUGUUCUAUGUGUCGGGCUUAUUAAAAUGCCCAACAUAUUUGUCGGGCAAACAUUUUUUCAUAUAUUAUAUAAAGUUUGCUAUUGAAUAAACUUAAAAACAACCUGCUAGUUUUCACAAUCAUAAACUUGUCAGGAUGACAAGUUCCACAAUUAAAAUUACGUUCCACAAUUAAAACUUCCCCUGUUCCAGUGUUCCCAUACAUCAAAGUUAGUCUGACUAGACACUGUUGCUAUUAACAAAUUUUCAGCUUGCUAUUAAUGAACUUUUUCUUGUACGCGGGAUCCAGGCCUAAAAGCUGUAUAAAUUUAUUAAAUAAAUUACACAAUGAUUGUACCGAUGUUAGAUUGUGUAAUUUUUGAUAUUAACUUGAUGAAAGUUGUACUGUAUUGUUACAGUUAGCCUUCGAUUCAUACUUCUAUCAUUUAAUAUUUAUUUUUGUAGUUUUAGCAUAGUGGGUACUUAUUUAUUAUAGAUUUACAGUAAAUUUAAGUGAUACAUGUUGCUUAAAAUUGUUUUCCAAGAAAUGCAACCAGUCUCGUUGCUUAAGCGGUUGUGAAUAGUACCUAAUAAAUUGUUGUUUAUUUUU